Drosophila innubila is the source of this 1794-nucleotide messenger RNA. Its product is annotated as sulfhydryl oxidase 2-like. Gene Ontology annotation, biological process: protein folding. The coding region runs from base 1 to 1656 and encodes 551 amino acids. The record is from RefSeq and is a predicted model, not a curated record. The transcript has a single exon. NCBI's taxonomy places the organism in Eukaryota, Metazoa, Arthropoda, Insecta, Diptera, Drosophilidae. Gene Ontology annotation, cellular component: Golgi membrane. Gene Ontology annotation, molecular function: protein disulfide isomerase activity; flavin-dependent sulfhydryl oxidase activity.
AUGAUACGCUCAUUAAAGUUGCUCGUUUUGGCCUUGUUGUUGGCGGUUUGUGUGGUUCAUGCUGUGAUUGAGCCCAGCUUGUACAGUCCAGACGAUAAUGUCAAAAUAUUGAAUAACGAUUCGCUGGAAAUCGAGCUCUACAAUUCAAGCAAUUGUAAUUUUGUGCAGUUCUAUAACUAUUUCUGUGGCGACUGUCGAAGGUAUGCAGCUACUUUCAAGAAGCUUUCAUGGAAGCUUUACGACUGGCGACGUGUUCUUUCCGUUUUGGCAGUUGACUGUGCCCAGGAGAUAAAUGUUAAGAUUUGUCGUGAUUAUCAUAUUCGGCAAACUCCAACAUUGAUCGUCUUUCCGCCGCAUUUUCAACGCACCGAAAAUGAUCUCGGCUUUGAGAUCGACAAACGUGAACCAGAUGAAAUUAUUUCGACACUUGCCGAAUAUAUUUCGAAAAUUAAGUUCACGCAACAAGAACAUCCCAACUUUGAGCCAAUCAAUAAGACGGAAAAUGUGUUUACUGCAGAUGAAGAUCUCACAGAGGAUUGUAAAUCUAAACCGUAUACGGUGUUGGUCUAUCAACCGUUGAAUUCGACAAUUGGCCGAGAUCUAAUAUUGGAACUGUUAACUUGGCCCAUGGUAACUGUGCGUAUUGUGGACAACCGGGCAUUGUUAGGCAGUCUUGGUCUGAUCCCUGAAAGUGACGAAUUGGCCAUAAUGGACUGUGUUGGCAAUGUGAGUCCCUUGGAACCAGAAAAUAGCACCUUGACAGCAUAUGUUGCAAGUGCUACCAGAUUUCUUCAGUCCGCGAAUUACCAACCUGUGGCGCCACUUGUUACCACUCAAGCGCCAACUGUAGCCAAGUAUUUUAUAGACGAAGAGCAGCAGGCAAUUAUUUCAACAGUUUUGAGUCAACAACCCAAAGUUUAUCGCGCGGAUUUGGAGCAGGCAAUUGACAGCUUGUUGCACACUGAGUUGCCCAAGGUGCCUGUCUUCAAAGGUGACAACAUGCUGGCCUUGCAACAACUGAUCAAUGUGUUGCGCCUCUUUAAUCCCUUGAAUGCCAGCGGCAAAUUAUUGCUGGAUCGAAUAUAUACAUUUGUUAAUUCUAUUGGUAACAAUGGGGAACUGAGUGGAGUCGCCUUUCAGUUGCAAGUGCAAAAUCUGGAGAAAAAGUUGCCCAAGGUAUUCAAAUCGAAACGUUAUGUGGGCUGCAUUGGAUCGGGUCCCUUUCUGCGUGGAUUCACCUGCUCCAUAUGGACAUUGUUCCAUUUUCUAUCUGUGGAAUCAUCCAAGACAGCUGUUCUUCCACCUGGCGCUGUUUUGCGUACACUUCAUGGUUUUGUCCAACACUUUUUCGGCUGCAAGGAUUGUGUGCAACAUUUCCUGGGCAUGGCGGAGAGACGUAAGUUGUUCUCUGUAAACACCUAUGAUGCGGAGAUACUCUGGCUUUGGGAGGCACACAACGAGGUGAAUCAACGCUUGGCUGGCGACUCCACCGAGGAUCCCAAGUUCCCCAAGCAACAAUAUCCUGGUCCAGAUAUUUGUGGCAAGUGCUACGACACAACUUGGAGUCGCAACGAGGUCUUAUCAUUUUUUAAAGCGAUUUACGAUAGGAAAAACUUGAGCACCUAUGGACUGCCAACUCCCAUUGGCUACGAUUGAAUGGGGAGUUUAAAAAUAUUAGAGAUAUAUAAAAGUACUUCACUUUUGUUAGUUUUAUAAUUAUAUAUAGAUAUCCUAUAAGAAUAAUGCCACCCAAUAUAUUAAAAGUUUCAGAAUAUUUUCUGUUUAACAUUUGAA